Molecule: messenger RNA, 5217 nt
Organism: Symbiodinium natans
Lineage: Eukaryota; Dinophyceae; Suessiales; Symbiodiniaceae
Source: the annotation of a GenBank genome assembly
AUGGAGCUUCCCGUGUGGCUUGUCAGUUCAUAUCCAAAGGAUGCUCGGCAGUCGAGGAAGCAUCAUGGAACAGCAUCCCGGCGAAGGUUGCAGGCCCCCAAUGUGCAUCAGUAUGCUGCCGUGCGAGACUUCCUCACCCGGUCUUUAAGUUCAUGUGGUUAUGAUCUUGAAGCUGUGCUGCGUGAUAAGGAUUUAAAUGGUCAAGUGUGGGGAUGGGCCAUUCUUGAAGUGCGUCCUGAUGAAGUGGAUUCCCUGCUUCAAGAGCGCUCCCUGCAAAGGCGAGUCCUGCUUGAGAUCUAUGAUUACCAGCCUCUGUUGCAUCUUCACAUUAAAAAGGCUGUCCCAUUAGCCCAACAUGUGCAAGCAAUUCAUGUUGGGGAUCUGUUGACUCCUCGGAGUCAGGCUUUUGCAUUGCAUCAGGUUUUUGCGGAUGAUUUGCUAACGAAGAGCAUCCUGACUCCUUCUGCUGCAGGCAGAGAUGAGACUCUUUCAGCUUUUUUGACGGCCAACCUUGCUGAAUAUGCAGCCCCACCUGCCACCACGACAGCUCUUCAGUUGUGGGGCCCCAUUGCAAUUCUCGCGGCAUCUGGCCUUUGGACAGAUGCUUCAAUGCCGGCUGUGUCUAGCUGGAGCUCUCGGACACAUGCUUUGCGAGAUCCCGGCAUUGCCAGGCUCUUGCAAGGAGCUCGUGAGGGGGCAAUGCAGGCAGAGAGUGCCCCGGCCAGACCGUGUCAGGCUGCAGAUCAGGAGGUUUUUGGGCCUGCAGCAUUCCAGGAUUUGGCUGGGCAGAUUUGUUGUUGGGCUUCGAUGCUUUUGCAGGGCCAGGCAUUUGAUCCCGAAGUUGAGAGGUUUAGGAUGGAGAUGGCAGUGCAAACGCUGGAAACCCAAGCGAGAAUGCUGGACAGUGUGGCGACGGGCAGUGUUAUGGAGCUGUUGCCACAGGGCGGUGUGAAACGCUUCAAUAUUGUGUUCUUGCUGCAUGCUCUGUGGUUCGCGUUUGACUUGAAGAGUGAUGGGUGCUUGCGGGAAGCAUUGCUCAGAUCCUGCAAGCUCUUGUUUCCAGGCACAAAGCACACUUUCUUAGAGCAGUGCCUGCAAGAAGAGUGGCUGCCACUGCCAUCGCAGAGUGUUUUAGCUCAGGCGCGGUUUUACUUGGACAUGGCUCUGAUGCUUCGCAUGCGUCAGAAACAUGCUGAACAGUUUGAUCCCGUGCAAACACUGCAGGCCGGGGCCGGGGGUGCCGGGGGUGCCAUGUACAUUCUGGCUGACAGCUCCCCGCAAGGACAUACCAAUUGGCUCAUGUUACAGUAUUUUCACAUUCUGGAAAGUGACUUAUGCAAUGCUUUCGAUGCAGCGGCUGAUCUCACGGCUGCAGCUCUUCGCAUUCGCAGAUGCGAGGAAAUGCAGAUACCCACAGCUGAGGAUGAUCUAGAAUCGGAGGCACGGCUCGCAGGUCUCUUGUCCAAGACAACCUAUAAGCACCCCAUGGUGCCUGUGGGUUUGGGUUCAGCGCGUGCAGAUCUGUGGCAUGAGCUGCAUGCCAUGUACCAUUCCUUGUUUUUGGAAUGCGGUUCCCCAGAACUGGUGGCCUCUGUUGCUAGAAGUGUCACAGCUGUAAUUUCAGACCGUGGAACCGAGGCAGGCAUACCACAGGCGCAUCGUGUUCCCUUCCACUUUUUCUUUCCACACUUCCAGGCACCCUUAACAGUUGAGGCGGAUGGGGAUGCUGGUCUUCCUGAGGAUGCUCAGCCAGAUGGACCUGUUGCUGCCCAGGUGAUCGGGCAGCAGCCCCCCCCAGGAGCAGAAGAGGAAGAUCCGGGACUCAGCAUGCAGCAAGCGCUCCCUGUUCCAGGCUGUUUGCAUAUCGUGCACAAUGCAACACGCAACAUGCUCCAUGCAAUGCCAAACUUUGAGGAGAAGGCAAAGAAACCUUUCACUGCUGUUGUGGAGGUCUUGCAUAGUUCCUACACACGCCAGAGAUUUGUUGCAACUUGUUUGGACGGUGAGGGGCGAGUCUACGCAGGCAUGUUUGCAACUUUUCCUCACACCGUAGUGAAGUGGCGUUUCGGAACAUUGGCCGCUGUUUGCAAAGACUUGUUGCCUUUGGAGGCCGUCCUGCGACGCUUCUGGGAUCUGGGCAAAAUGAGGUUCCUAGUUCCAGGGCAGGCCAACCGGCCUGAGAGGGCCGAGGAAAAUGCUGGUGCAGCCUUUGGGGAUGAUCAUCCUAGAGGUCCCAACUUGGAAUUAGCUUCCGAGGCCAUCAGGUCACAUGUGUUCUGGGCUUGGGUGCGCAUGGUCUCCGAAUUGGCUGAGAUCGUGAGCCACACGGAGAACUGGUUUCAGAGUUGCGUGUGUCACAAUGCUGCGGAGAGUCAGAAGCGUUUGCUCCUGACACAUGGUCAGAGUUGCCCUCUCAGAUCACUCCGGGCCCCUGAGCUCGCUUCUGGAGCCUUCGAACCCUUCCUGCAGGAAAUUUCUGCCCUCAGUGCUGCCGCUGUGACACUCAUGCACUGCAGACAUUGCGAGAUAGCGGACAGAGCAUGGAUUCUCGCAGAUUUUGAGGCCGGCCGUCAGCACCUGCUCUUUGCUUUCAUCAUGCAGACAGCAUGCUGGUCGCAUCUGCCACACAGGCUGUGUGGCAUCGGCCAUUCCAAUGCAGAUGUGGCUCGUACGCAGGCUGCUGCCUGCUUGCGGCUCUGGGCCACAUAUUCAGACGCCGAGAGGUCAGCCGCUCACCCGAUGACCAAAGCAGUGCUGUCCAGGGGCACUCUGCUUGCAGGCCAACUGCGACAAUUUGUGCAGGGAGUGAACUUGAGCAACUUGGAAGCCCUCAAAAAAUUCGCAGCCCGCAUGCGCUUCAUCCCGCUGUGUGAGAAAAGCAUUGAGGGCCGCCAUGCAUUUACACACAAGGUCCUGAAGAAGGCAUCAAAUGCUGGCCCGGUGUACAUCAGCAUGGCUGAGCGGAUGCCACUUCUUGUCGAGUGGUCUAAAAGUGACCCCGAACUCUUGAAGUUUCUUGCUCAAGCUGCGCAUGAUGUUUUCCACCCUUUGCAAGCGGUUGUCACUUUGGGUCUUUCGAACCAUCCGGAUCUAGCAUCUUUGAUAGCUGACGUUCAGAUGCCCACCUGGCGUGGGCUUUGCAGUGUUUGGGGGUCCACGCAAAAGCAUGCCAAAACUUGUAAGAAGGUUGUUUAUCACCUCGAUAUCGCAUCUCAGUUCAUGGAUCUCAGUGGUGCUGCUGACUUCGAUGAAGACAGCAAGAAGCCCAAAAAGAGAAGUGUGAACAGGGAGCAAUUCACAUUCGAGGAGCGUGCUGCUUUUCAGAAGCUGCUGGAGACUCACGAGACCAGCCGUGUCUACUCUGUGUCUGGUCUGGAGGCAGGGCGUGUGCAAGCUUUGACCCGCAGGAUUCGUGAUGUGCCACCAGACAUACUUCCUGGUGAGAGCCAUGACCAUGAGGGUGAGGACGACGAAGUGCCAUUCUUUUGUGAAUUUGAGGGUGAUGCGCACAUGUUGUCAGCUGAAUCGCAACCACACAUGCCUGCCCAUCAUGAAAAUGUAAACUGCCCUGAUGACCUGACCGUCUUUCGUGUGGUCUCCCUGCGGCCUUCACGCAUGAAGCUUCCGCCCAUGGACAGGCAGCCGCAACUGGCAUGGACCGACAUUGCAGUGUCUAUUUUGCCAGUCCUGGAAUCCAUGGGUCAAGGAGACAAUCAGAGUCUGAUUGUCUCAGCAAGUCCUUCGUUGCCAACACCAGAUUCCGCGCUUGUGCUCUCCAGAGGUGGCUUUCAGAAAGUCGUAGUCUGGCGUACCUCAUCAGGUUUGACCUGCUCCUGGAAUGCAGGGCAUGAAGCUCUGUUGCCAGAGGAUUUGUCCCAGGAGGCCUUGCAGUGCACUGCCGAGGCACUUGUUCGAGUGAAUGGGUUUCCAGGGUCUGCAUCCGGCCUGUGCGCAGACGCUGCCUCUGAGGAGGCACAGCGCAGCCUCUUUCACUUGCAGAGCAUGGGCUGGACAGCUCAGGCAGAAAGUGGUCUCUGGCAGCUGACACCUCAAGGGCUUCGGGCACUUCACAUGUCCAUGCGAUUGGUAGAUCCAGUGCCCUUGGUGAACUUGGAAGAUUCCUGGCCCAUACCUGAGCGAUCCGAGUCCGCAUUGCUCUUGCUGCUCAAGAAUGCCGGAUUCGACUUGUUUGAAUGGACGCCCAACAGUCCCAAGCCACAGGACUACCCACUGGAGGCUCAGGAUUUGCGUGUGGCCAAGCAUUUGUUUGUCAGGCAGGGUCGUGUGACAGUAGGGCAGGCCUAUCUUGCGUGUAUGGCAGGAGCUUUCACAGCAGACAAAGACUUUCUGGAAGUUUGUGCUGGUCAAGACAUUAAAACAAUUCCACAUGUGCAAACCGAUGCUUUUUAUGACAGACUUUUGAAAGGUGUGUUGAAAUCAUCAGAUCAGCAAAACUUGAUGUUCGAGCAAGAUGGCUUUCCGGAUGAAGCGGAAAGGAAGCCUCGCAAACGUGCGCAUCGAGCGACAAAAGCAGUUCUGCCACCCGAAUCCUUGGACAUGCCCACAGCUCCCAAGAAGCCCCGGGCGAAGUUGUUGUUGCAGAGCCCCCGCAAAGCACCUGGCCGAGCGAGCGCUGCCGCCAGCUUCCGUGCAGAUGCUCCAGGCAGCAGCACAGAUGCUGCGCCAGCAAGAAAUGCAGCUCCGGAGCAUGAAGCCCCUUCUUCCAGCACAAGGCGGCCAGAUCGUGAAGCUGCGCUUGCUUCAUCUCACGUGGAUUGUCUCCGUUCAGAUCAUCACAUCUAUCGCGCCAAUGGUUCCCGAACCACAUGCUCCAAGACUCUGAGUUUUGAUCCAGAAGAUGAAGAAAGCAAGGAUGAAGUUAUUCGCAGGCUGAAGACAUGGGUCAUCGAAGGUCUUGACUUGAACACUAGGGAAGAGCACCGGGUGAAGGGGCGCUGUCUAGGAGACCGUCCGUUGGACGAACUUAUGAAGGAUCCUGAGUUGCAAGCACGCAAGCCGCUGGAGUUCCCAAAUGUUGGCAGGUUGGCGGCUUCCAGCGAGGCAGCUGAGUCUGAUGAGUAUGGCAGUGAUGCUGAAAGCAAUCCUUUGGCUGGUGCAGGCGUUGCAUUGUCUGAUCUAGACGUCAGUAGCUUGACAUCAAGCAGCGACAGUGACAGCAGCAGCUCGUCUGGGAGCACUGUGCAGGACGAGGCAUGA